This is a messenger RNA of Labrus bergylta (ballan wrasse), 4134 nucleotides long. RefSeq names its product consortin, connexin sorting protein b (gene cnstb). Gene Ontology annotation, cellular component: transport vesicle; plasma membrane; trans-Golgi network. Gene Ontology annotation, biological process: positive regulation of Golgi to plasma membrane protein transport. Gene Ontology annotation, molecular function: connexin binding. The record is from RefSeq and is a predicted model, not a curated record. Lineage: Eukaryota; Metazoa; Chordata; Actinopteri; Labriformes; Labridae.
AAAAAAAAUCCCCGGAUUGGACCGUAAACAAGAAGCAUGAGAGAGUGUGAGAGACAGAUUGAGGUUUGCGUGGAUGCUGAAGGUAUAAACGCGGAACACGACUCAGUUUCAGGGCGUUGAUGUUGGAGACAUCAUCCUAUAUGCUUCCCGGGGACACAAGAAGGAAUGCGCUCUGAAUUAUGCUUUGUGAGAGAGAAGAGAAAGAAGCACAAUAAACCACUCUGAGGAAUGUGGAAAGUCUGCACAAAAUUAAAACAUCAUCAUCCAAAGUCCAGCCUUCUUAGACUACAGUGGACAUUUCAAAUCUCCUUUUUUUUUGACCACCCGAGAGAGGCCUGAGGGAUUAAAUCACAUGCUCCAUCAAGAGUGAUCACAAACCAGACCUGCUGAGACCUCACUCUCCAGUGCUGUCCAGUCCUUGAAUGCUUUCUAGGAGCUUCGAUCAACUCAAACUUUCCAAAGAAGUUAGCUUAUCUCACUCGGAGGAGGCUCUGAAAAACGCCAGGAACAAUUCAUGUUUUUUCUACUGAGGGUCUGAAUAAGAGCCGGAGCCCACUGGAGGGUCUCAGAGACACUUUUUGGGACCCUUGACUUGAAGGAGAAGGUCGCUGCAGUAACAGAAGUGAUGGGCAACAAAAAUGCCACCCCGCCGAAAGGUCCUGGCACCGGAACUACACAGAAAGACGAAGAAGUGUGCUUAGACAGUGCCACAGGAAGUGUCUCAGGAGAUGGACCGCCGGGCCCCAGCCUGGAACUCCUGGCCUCGCUGCAGUCCCUCAGAGACAACAGUGACUACACACUGCUGCCACACUCCCUGCACCAGAUCGCAGAGGCCUACUCGCUCAAAGAGGACUACCAGUGGGCCAUUCAGUUUCUCCAGCUGGAGAAACUCUACCAUGAACGUCUGCUGUCCAACCUCGACACCCUGCAGGAGAACUGGGAAAGCCAGUUGAGGGAAAAGAAGAACACUGAAAGCAGUUUGCCUGAUGAGACGGACUCCAUCAGUCAGGAACACAUGGAGACUCUCGGCCAGAUCUGCAGGACACACCUCAGACCCUCCAUCAGUGUGGAACAGAACGAAGAAAAAAUAACCUGGACAGACAUUCAGAGCAACAAUGAGGCUCUACAAUCCGGCCAUAAAAACGUCAACAAGCCGGAAACAACACACCAGGAUGAGGAACAAGAUCACAGCGCAAAGAGCUCGGAUUCAGAACGUGCCUCACCACAGACCGGCCAUCAGGAAGAACGUCAGGAGGAGGAUGGAGGAGAAGAGAGGUACGAGGAAGGCCACAGAGUAGAUGAGGAGACGUGUGAGGAGACGCCAGAGGAGGAGGAGGUGAAGGUGGAGUGGCCGACAGGAGUUCCCCAGGCUUCAGAUCAGGACCUGGCCAAGCUGUCCAACACAGAGGGGAGUUCGGCUGCAGAUGGUCUGGUGUCCAUUCUGAAGAGGAGGAGAGCAUCUCUGGAUGGACUUCCUCCCCCCAGUGACAUCAUCACUAAACAGAACUCCAAACGUAAAGUUCGCUUCAGUGAGCCAGAGGACGGCAUUGAGCAAGAUGAGGUAGGAGGAGAUUCCUGCCUGAUCCUGCUGCUUCUGUGUCUGGUUACCGUGGUGAUCAGUAUAGGCGGGACAGCCCUGUACUGCACCCUGGUGGACACUUACUCCAACAUCUGCACCGACUUUGCUCAAAACGUGGACUUCUACCUCUUGAACAUACGGAAGUUCUUCGCAGGUCUGGGACACUGGCUUCCUCUCCGGACUUAGAACUUUUUGAUCUGCUCUCCAGACUCCUGCGCUGUGAUUUGACAGUUUAGGACAGAGAGGAGGGGGAUCUCUGAGCACGGCACUAAAAUGCCAGUUGAGUUUGAGUUCACUGUGACUGCAAACGUUCGUACAGGCAUUCAUUUGGUGCUGCCAUUCUGCGUGUUCAAAGCUAUGAUUUGAUCGACAAUGACUUGUGGGGUCUUUUAAAGACUAAUGCACCUGAGCUAUGAGUUUCAGAUUUAUGUUUAACUUAUGGAUGCUCAAAGCAACGCCAAAUAGUAAAAACUGUCAGAUUUCACAAGCCUGCAUGUUGUGAGGUGAGAAUUUGAAGAACCUCUUGUUUACUACUGUCUGUGUCGAUUUUCCAUCUUCAGCUGAACCUUGCAGACACCACACAGGAGGGCUAACAACACAUGUGGUUUGAACAGGAGUACGAGGUUAUCUGUGUUCUAGUGAUUCACCCAGAUUUGUAGCAAUCUUAGUUGUGUAUACGUUUGUAUUUUGUUCCAAAAGGCUUGUUGAUCUUGUCGUUUUUAUAUUUACAGAGAUGAGCUCUCGCUGAACUUUAAAAAUGUUAUUGACCCAAAUUAAGAUUUUCUUUCCUUUUAAAUCCAUGUCACCAUUAGCUUUUUCUCUGUUGGCCCAUCUCUGUUCAAUAAAUCAACUACAGGGCUGUACCUUCAUCAGACACAUUACACAGCAUGACUCUAAAGAUUUAUAUUGUUUUGAAAAUCACUGCUCACAGAUGAGCCUUCAUGAUCAUCUUGUUUACCUCAGUAUAAGUGGUUACUCAUUCCUCUGAUCUUCUAAAUAUGAGCGACAUGAGAUAAGAGGUACUGUACCUCACAGCAUCAAUGAGAAAAAGGUGUCAUUGAUGCUGCUAUGUACAUAGAUACAAGGACAGUGUGGCUCUUGGUAUUGAAAUACAAGUGAAACACUUAUUAGCACAAAAUAUAUUUCAGAGUUGUAUGAUCAACAGUAUCAAAAAUAUUUCAGGACAGCACACCAAAAAACUAAAUUUUUAUUGCCGCAGACGCUGCUGUACUGAAGCAGCCUGGCCUUUAAUCAGUCUUAAUAUAUGUCAGCUGUGAGUGACCCCCGUUGGUUUACCUGAAGCCACUGAAGAAGGGCCUUCGCCUGAAAACGUCUGUGGCAAUAAAAAGAAGUGGAAGUUUAAGAUUUUGCUGUGAUGUCCUGAAAUAUUUCAAACACAUUUUUUUGGUUGAGGAUUCAGCGCCCACAUAAGUUACUGAUGGUGAGUGCGUUUUUGUUUUCUUAUUUACUUUAUGAUCAACAGUAUGCCACACUGUACUUCAGCUCCACACACUCAGGCUCUGACCCUUUGUUUUUAUUCUGGGUGCUCAAUGCUGUCUACAUCUGGAUUAUGAUCAGACCUACCAUUUCCCUUUGACGUUGUACAAACACCUACAUCCUGAUGUUUAAACCCAAUGCAGAGAGAAGUUACAGAAUGGAUUAUUUAUGACAGCAGGUGAAGAAUAUCAGAAUAAAUAAAAUUGAAGAUCAACUAUUUUAAUGCUACAACAUUUUUUUUAAAUAUCUAUAUAUAUUCAUGAUAACCCUUAAGCACUUACUGAUCAACAGAGCCCUGUUUCCACCAAGCGGUCCACUUCAGUUAAGUCGGGUGCAGUACUCAUGUAUUUGCAUUUCCACUGUCAAAAGUUGGGAAUCAUACCAAAUAACUUGUCUGUAGCGUUUUUGCUACCCUUCUGUUGGAGUGCCAAGCGUACUGAGCCGACCCUAAAGGUUGCCUGCUAUGAUGUCACCCUAAUCUGUAGCUGAUGUGGCAAUCCCCAAUCUGGCUUACAUCCCACCUACCACUUAAGGAUACAGGAAUGGUUAAGGGUAUGGUUUGAUCUUGUAAUCAAGAUCAGGUUUUAUCGUACCAAUCCGUACUGAACCAUAGAGGACUGCUUGGUUGAAACGAGGUUUAGUUUACAUGUAAAGUUGUGACGCUUCUUUUAUCUCCAUUGGGGGAGAGAAAUAUACAAUGUUUUGUGUUCAGAGGUUAUGCUGUGUUUGUAUGAUUUUGUCCAAUAGCAGAGCGUUAUGGAACAACAGUUGUGUUUCCUGGCUGGGACAAGUAACACAACAUAACAUACUUAAUGAAACAGAGAUGAGUUCAGCAUGUUCCUUUUCCCCCCAUUGCCUUGUAUCGAUGCUUUUACAGAUUUUAGAAGAUGUGUAUUUCUCCUUCGGAACUUCUCAUGUUUGAAAAUUGAUGAAUGUUACUCCUGUCUUUCCACGGUGGAUAUUACAUCAUGCAAUCCACCUUUUUAUGUUUUAAUAUUUAUGUUCAGCUGUGUCCACAAGAGAAUACCAAAACAUAAAGGAAAACCUGCUGCCCUGUC